Messenger RNA from Rhodamnia argentea, 843 nucleotides. RefSeq names its product calcium-binding protein CML42-like. NCBI's taxonomy places the organism in Eukaryota, Viridiplantae, Streptophyta, Magnoliopsida, Myrtales, Myrtaceae. The record is from RefSeq and is a predicted model, not a curated record. The transcript is spliced from 2 exons. The coding region runs from base 81 to 668 and encodes 195 amino acids. Gene Ontology annotation, molecular function: calcium ion binding.
CAGAGACCCCCAGGCCCCAUCCAAUCCAAUCCAUCGUCCAAUGCCCAUCAUUCUCCUCUGAAGAAAACUGUGCUCCGAUCAUGGAGGUUGCUCCAGCGACACAGGCCAACGGCUCCUCGUCCUCCUGCCGCCGCGCGCUCGGCGCCAAGUCCGUCUCCUUCCGCCUCCACUCCCCGAGCCUCAACUCCCUCCGCCUCCGCCGCACCUUCGACCUCUUCGACAAGAACGGCGACGGCAUCAUCACCCCCGAGGAGCUCUCCCAGGCCCUCGCCCUCCUCGGCCUCGACGCCGACCUCUCCGACCUCGAUUCCAUCCUCCGGUCCCAUAUCAAGCCGGGCAGCGACGGCCUCAGGUUCGAUGACUUCGUCGCCCUGCACCAGUCCGUCGACGAGGCCUUCUUCGGCGGAGGAGGAGACGCCGACGACGCGCCGGCGUUGCGGGAGGAGGCGGAUCUGAGCGAGGCGUUCAAGGUGUUCGACGAGGACGGCGACGGGUACAUCUGCGCGCGGGAGCUGAAGGCGGUGCUCGCGAAGCUGGGGCUGCCGGAGGGGGAGGAGAUAGGGAGGGUCGAGCGGAUGAUCACCUCCGUCGACCGGAACCACGACGGGCGCGUCGACUUCUUCGAGUUCAAGGACAUGAUGCGGAGCGUCCUGGUCAACAGCUCCUGAGUUGUACUUAGAAAUCUCGAUCAGGAAUCAUAGACGAACUGCGAUCUGUCUUCUUCCCGUUCCAAUAAAUGCAUUCGCAUGUAAUAAUCGUUCAAAUGUGACAAUGUUUGAUCUUCGCGAAUCCCGAUGUUCGAUCGCUCGAUCUUUCCAUCGUUACCCCGCUGAAUUCUCUUCC